GAAAGGACAACGUACUAAGGAAAUAAAAUCUUUUUACACAGAAACUAAACAACAGAAGACAUGGCAUUUAAAUUUAUAACACUUGUUUCUCUUAUUGCUGUGGUUAAUGCUGGGUUAUUGCCAACUGCAGUUGUCCAAUCUCCAAUUCUUCAGCGUCUGGAUCAACCAAUUUUGACGAAACAACUGGAUGAGUACGAUCCAAAUCCACAAUAUUCUUUCUCAUACAACGUUCAAGACAGCUAUACUGGUGAUGUCAAAAAUCAACAGGAAACCCGAUCGGGAGAUAAUGUUCAAGGUCAAUACUCGCUAAUCGAUGCUGAUGGAUUCAAACGUACUGUUGACUACACUGCUGAUUCAAUAAAUGGAUUUAAUGCCGUUGUUGUUCGAGAACCAUUGAAGGGAGCGAUUGUGCAGCCAGCAUUGAAAUCAAUUGUUUCCCAACCAAUUCUUAAAUCGUAUGUAGCACAGCCAGCGUAUGCAGCUCCAGCAACAUUUGUAUCCAAACCAGCUUUUGUGGCACAGUCAAGUUAUAUUCAACCAAUUCUUAAAUCGUACGCACAACCAGCUUAUGGAGCUCCAGCAGCAGUUAUAUCACAACCAGCUGUUGUUGCACAGUCAAAUUACAUUCAGCCUGCUUACAGAUCAUUAGUUAUUUCUUACACUUGAUGACUGUCAAAUUUGUGUCGAAUUUUCGUCAGCUGACUAUUAACACAUACUGAUUACUAAUACGUCUGGACAAUAAAUCAUCCGACUAUAAACCACUUACAUUGGGUGUAUUGGUCACAGAUUUGACAUUCGUAAAAUGUAAAUUUGAAAGUUGUUAUUCGAAUCGUGUGAUCGUUGAUCAGUAAAAUCGAUCACCAGAUUUUAGCGAAAAAAUAAAUUAGAAAAUUUUAAGAUGGUUAAAAACAAUUCAAAAUAUUUAAAAUGAAAACCAAAAAACUUCGCACACAAAACACUC
Molecule: messenger RNA, 961 nt
Organism: Bradysia coprophila
Lineage: Eukaryota; Metazoa; Arthropoda; Insecta; Diptera; Sciaridae
Product: cuticle protein-like
Cellular component (GO): extracellular matrix
Source: RefSeq, a predicted model, not a curated record